CCCAGGUCGGAUUUCCUUCGAGACUGGCGUUCGGCAAAGCUCCCACAGAGCUUGCUGCAGCCGCCCUGCUCCGCGCACUCGGGGAACCGGGACAGGACCAUGAUGUGGACACGCUGGCUCGCGCUCUCUCUGGUGGCGGUGGCCUGGGUCCGCGCGGAGGAAGAACUAAGGAGCAAAUCCAAGAUCUGUGCCAAUGUGUUUUGUGGAGCCGGCCGGGAAUGUGCAGUCACAGAGAAGGGAGAGCCCACCUGCCUCUGCAUCGAGCAUUGCAAACCUCACAAGAGGCCUGUGUGUGGCAGCAACGCCAAGACCUACCUCAACCACUGUGAGCUGCAUCGAGAUGCCUGCCUCACUGGAUCCAAAAUCCAGGUUGACUACGAUGGACACUGCAAAGAGAAGAAAUCUGUAAGUCCUUCUGCCAGCCCCGUCGUUUGCUAUCAGUCCAACCGUGAUGAGCUCCGGCGCCGCAUCAUCCAGUGGCUGGAGGCAGAGAUCAUUCCAGAUGGCUGGUUCUCCAAAGGCAGCAACUACAGUGAAAUCCUGGACAAGUACUUUAAGAACUUUGAUAAUGGUGACUCUCGCUUGGACUCCAGUGAAUUCCUGAAAUUUGUGGAGCAGAAUGAAACCGCCAUCAAUAUCACGACCUAUGCAGACCAGGAGAACAACAAGCUGCUUAGAGGACUCUGUGUCGAUGCUCUCAUUGAACUGUCUGAUGAAAAUGCUGACUGGAAACUCAGCUUCCAAGAGUUCCUCAAGUGCCUCAACCCAUCUUUCAACCCUCCAGAGAAGAAGUGUGCCCUAGAGGAUGAAGUGUACGCCGAUGGAGCGGAGACUGAGGUGGACUGCAACCGCUGUGUCUGUGCCUGUGGAAACUGGGUCUGCACGGCCAUGACCUGUGACGGAAAGAAUCAGAAGGGGGCUCAGACCCAGACAGAGGAGGGAAUGACGAGAUAUGUCCAGGAGCUCCAGAAGCACCAGGAAACAGCCGAAAAGGCCAAGAGAGUGAGCACCAAAGAGAUCUAGUGAGGAGACAUCUGGGAACGGGUGUCCAGAGACUGACACCUUCUCCUCCACUUCAGCGCUGAAUCCAGUAUACAUGAGAGCCUGCUACAAUCGCCAAAUCACCAGUAUUUGCUUGUAUAGCAACAAGUUUUAUUUUCUAUUUGUUUUGCAAAAAAAAGGAAAUGGGGUGGCUGGCGAGGAGGGGAAAGGCCAUAACCUCCAUUUCUAGGAGUGAUUUGAGAGAAACUGUAUAAAUGGUGCUCGGGGGCUAGAGGCAAGUAAGGAAACUGCAUCAGGGUUGGGAGAGGAGCAGACCCAGAUCUGAACCACUUCUGAGUCUAACACGCUGCAGAGAGGGCAAGCACUGCCAGAGAGAACUUAGCAGACAGGCCCAGAGGAGGGCUUUGGGAAGCUCAGUGAAGAAUGCAUUCUGCUUCCAGUUCUUUGUGUUGCCAUCAACAUAACAGAGACCAGCAUCUUUGCUUCUCAUGGCCCCAACCACUGUCUCUAGAUACACAGCUGCCCUGCUAGCUAGUGUCCCUCGGAUUUGAUGGAGUUCCUGAGAAGGUACACCCAAGUGAUGCAGGUACUUGUGUACUUUCAGCCCCUUAGAGACCUAACCAAAUUUUAAAAAUACUAAAAAGGUGCUAUUUUUUUGUAAAACUUUUUGGCAAGUUGACUUCAUUUUUCAAUUAUUAUCAUUAUAUUAUUGUUGUUUUUUAAUAUUUUAUUUUCUUGACAAGAAAUUAAGCUUUUGUAAUUAUUUUUCCGUAGUCCUACCAUUUCAAGGUGGGGGAAUUUGGGAUUCUUCCAAGUGCAGGGACCGCUGUAACCCAGACUUCCUGCCCUGCCACAUACUAGCUGUAGCCCAGAGUUUGCCCAUCUGGCUUUCAGUGGGUCAGUAUUCUGCUGGAGGAGCCAUGGGUGCCUCAGACAGAAGCCAGGGAAAGAGAAGCAUCUCCAUACAAAGCUUUGAAGAUACAAAAGCUAGUUUGUUUUCAAUUAUUCUAAGUUCUUUCAAAUCAGUAUUUCAAGGAUGGAGGCAAGUGCAGCUAAGUGAGGCUUAGAUAUCCCAGCCUAUCAAUAUGCUUAUUGAUCCACCACUAACUAGGAGAGUGACUUUGGCCCUAUCUCUUCCUAUUUCUGGGCCUCAGCUUCCUCAGUGAGCAGGCAGGAAUGCAUUAACCUUUCAACUUCGUAAAGUCUGGUUCUGAUCAUUGGUCCAUAGGAGACAUGUUCCUGUGAUUUUCCUUUCCUCCUUUGGGUGGAUGAAUACUUAUGUUUAGAACAAGAAGAUUCAGACAGCCAAAAACAAGAUGACCAAAUUUGACCUCAGUGUGAACAGCUCCCAGGUUGUGCUGUGAUGCAGAGCCCUCUUGGGUAAACCAUAACCUGGAAGAGAGUGAGGAAGAGAACCGCUCCACUUGUUUUCACUUUUGCAUUUCCUCUUUAACCUUCUUGGAAACAGAAAUGACUUUUCAUUUAGAGAUGAGGACAAAAAGGAGACUUCACAUUUUAAGAGGGGGAAAAAUUGGAAGUUUAAUCUUAAAAUUGUGAUUGGCGAGAAGUCAGCCCUUCCUGUGUCUUUUGGCCUGUGUAGUUAUUAACCCCACUCAAUACCAUAUUUAAGAUGCAUUUGGAAUAACAAAGAUUAAAAAUAAGAUCUCAUUUUCAGAAAGCAGAUUAUAGACCACCAGAGGGAAAAUAUGUGGGUUGUUGAAAGUUGUACUGAAAAUGGAAUUUCUACUAAAUAAGUUUCCUUGUUCUCCUUUGUAAGGAGAACAUUCCACUUUGUUUAGAAUUCUGAGCUUUUAUCUAUCAUCCCACUUAAAAGCUCUCUUCGAACCCCACUGGUGCAGUCUGAAAUGCACCUGCCUGUCCCAGUGCCUUGGGGAACUCCCAGGAGCACACCUUGAUCAAGUUUGCCAGUACUUGAACACUAUGGGAGGGAGAGCAGGACUCCCAGUGUGUUUAAAGCAAGAAACCAGAGUGUCUCCUCACCAGUUGUUUAGGACAAGGGUCACCAUCCAAGACUUAUCCAACUCUGCAAUGAUGAGUUCCCAAGAGCAAAUCUGCAUUCCCCCUGUAAAUAGGGAAGCUGUUAUCUGCACCAUAGAAUCCCAUGAUCUGAUGACCAUUCAUGGAAAGCUGCUAAAUAGCCUAAUUUGCGGAGUCUUACAUGGAGCAAAUAAACAGGAUUAAGUUGGGUUCAGUUCCUCCAGCUCUCUUAAAGCACAGGGCUUAGUCUGCAAGCUUCCUUGGGCUUUAUCUGUGUAUGUACAGUUUUAUAAACGUAUUAAUUACAGCACCUGCUAAGAUCCAGUCUCCGCAGAAACCUCACAUGCCAUGACACUGCACUCCACUGUUUUAGGAAAGCAGGACUCCUCCACCUGCUAAUAAGUCCAUGUGAACCAGUGAGUGUCUUUUACACCUACAUUUUAAAAUAGUCAAAUUUCAAGACACAAUUUGAACAGGUUUUGUUGCCUGUGUGUGUGUGAAAUGUAUUUGUAUUUAGUAGGCUUCCAUACUGCAUUUAACUUGUUUUUGUAAUGCCUAAUUUUUUUUGGAUACUAUUGAUAAAUAAAGAACUUAAAAUAA
Pteronotus mesoamericanus is the source of this 3600-nucleotide messenger RNA. It is a transcript of the gene FSTL1, whose product is annotated as follistatin like 1. The record is from RefSeq and is a predicted model, not a curated record. The transcript is spliced from 11 exons. Bases 100 to 1023 code for a protein of 307 amino acids. Gene Ontology annotation, molecular function: calcium ion binding; protein binding. Lineage: Eukaryota; Metazoa; Chordata; Mammalia; Chiroptera; Mormoopidae. Gene Ontology annotation, biological process: multicellular organism development; regulation of BMP signaling pathway; cell differentiation.